CGGGCCCUUGCAAGGGGAGAAUGGCGGCGUCUGCUGCAGCCUGGCGAGCGUGGAGCCGGGCGGGGGUCGCAGGGGCGGUCCCCCUGGCCGCGGGGCUUCGGAGACAGAUCCAUAGGACAUCCGUCCCGCUCACGUGGCUACGACUUCGAGCUCCCUUUGCCCCUCGUCCGUCUCCCCAAAAUGACUGUCACAUUCUCUUACCGAGGCCAGCAAUCCGGUGUCAAAGCACAGCUGCUGCUGCAGGUACACAGAUAAUUCAGCCUCCGGCUUCCCCGCCUGUCGAGGGCGCUCUCUCCACAGGGGACCUUGGCCAAGCUGUCCAGGAGCUGAGCUUUCAAGAGCUGGGCCUGGGCUCCUACACCCCAGUGGGAGUAAUCCAGAACUUGUUGGAGUCCCUUCAUGUGGAGUUGGGGUUACCUUGGUGGGGAGCCAUCGUAGCAGGGACAGUGGCAGCGCGUUUCCUGAUUUUCCCACUCAUCGUGAAAGGCCAGCGAGAGGCCGUGAAGCUGAACAACCACCUGCCCCAGAUUAACGAACUGACGGGCCGCAUAAAUGAGGCCAAGCGCUCAGGGAACAAGUUUGAAUUUUCAAAGGCUUACUCGGAUCUGGCCCUCUACCAGAAAGCUCACGAUGUUAAUCCACUACGAGGGUUCCUUGUGCCUCUUGUCCAGGCACCCAUUUUCAUUUCGUUCUUCAUCGCCCUGCGCAAAAUGGCCGAGCUGCCCGUGCCCAGCCUGCAGACUGGGGGGCUGUGGUGGUUCAUGGACCUUUCGGCCGCUGACCCUUUUUACAUCCUGCCUUUGGCAGUGACGGUCAGCAUGUGGGCCGUCUUGGAGCUGGGAGCAGAGUCGGGUGUGUCAAACCCCAACCUGAGGGUUAUGAAGACGGUUUUCCGGGUGAUGCCAGUCAUUAUCCUGCCUCUCACAAUCUCCUUCCCCACGGCCAUCUUCACCUACUGGAUGACCUCCAACAUGUUCUCACUGGUACAGGUGGCGGUGCUGCGUGUGCCCGCAGUCCGCUCCUACCUCCGCAUCCCCGAGCGUGUGGAGCAUGACCCCUCAGUCCUGCCUCAACAGGAAGGCUUUUUGAAGAGCCUCAACAAAGGAUGGAAGAAUGCACAGAUGGCUCAGCAGAUGGAGGAGAGAGAACGGCGCAUGAAGAACCACUUGGAUUUGGCAGCUAAGGGGCCGUUGCGCCAGACCUUUUCCCACAACCCUUUGCAGCAGCAUGAGCCUCCCGCUACAAAACCUCCACCACCAAAGAGACCAUGGGAGGAUACACUGGGCUGAGCGAUGAACCCCAGUGCCUCAGGAGCCCCCUUCACACCCAGGACUCAGUGUCGGAGCAGAGUUGUACCUUCCCGUGCUGAAACACUCACCCCGUCCCAGCCAAUUUGAGAUCUUUGGUAAUAAAGGACGUGAAACUUC
Messenger RNA from Eublepharis macularius, 1427 nucleotides. RefSeq names its product OXA1L mitochondrial inner membrane protein (gene OXA1L). NCBI's taxonomy places the organism in Eukaryota, Metazoa, Chordata, Lepidosauria, Squamata, Eublepharidae. The transcript is spliced from 10 exons. Gene Ontology annotation, molecular function: membrane insertase activity. Bases 21 to 1289 code for a protein of 422 amino acids. Gene Ontology annotation, biological process: mitochondrial respiratory chain complex IV assembly; protein insertion into mitochondrial inner membrane from matrix. Gene Ontology annotation, cellular component: mitochondrial inner membrane. The record is from RefSeq and is a predicted model, not a curated record.